AUGUCAUCAAAGAAUGACCAAGUUCCGAUUGAUUUAGCCAUCAAAGUUCUGGGGAAUUGGAAGGAGACCUAUAGAUGGAUACCAAUAUUUGGAGCUGUUGCUGCAAUUGCAAUGGCUUUUGUAACUGGUGCCAACAAUCUUCCAGCUCCGUUCUCAACACCUGUUGGAUCAAGGGCUUUGACACUUUUAAAGGCAUUUGCAUUGGCUUGUGCAAUCUAUGUUCCUGGGGCAGCCUUUGCGAAUUCCGGCAACACUGUCAAUGAUUUGUUUUCUGAUUUUCUCAAGGAAAAUCAGCCAAGUGAAAGUUUCUUGAUGUGGAGCAUGGUAGUUGUUCUCGUCACGGCAGCAAUUUGGCUUGCUCUGGCUACAAAUAUGCAGCUGCCAGUCUCAGCUCAACAAUCAAUGCAAGGUGCUCUUUUGGGAACUAUACUUGUUACUGAAGGUUUUAGCUACAUGCCCCUCUGGAAUAAGAAUGAAAAUCACAAUUUCAAUGGUGGAGGACUUGUUUGGAUAUUUGUUGAAUGGACUGUUGCGCCAUUCAUUGCCUGCGUAUGUGCAUUCUUCCUCUUUACUGUCAUGAAGGCUUCUCUACUUCGCGGUGAAAAUACCGAAAAAAGGAUUCUUGUUUUUCUUCCAAUUGGCUAUGGAAUAUCUGCUGGACUGCUUUGCCUCUUUCUCAUGUUUCAGGUCAUACCAUAUAAAACAGCUGUUAAUAGUUGGGUUGCUAUUGUUGCAGUUGCAGCUGCGACCAUGACUGGAGCGCUAUUAUCUUCGGUUGUGGUGGUUCCUUCGGCCAUGAAAAAAUUAAAUGCGGCCAAAAAGUACAAGACCAUGAAGAGAAACAUGUCUCAAUCCAUAGAGAAAAAAAGCAUAGAAAGUCAAGAUCAAGCAUGCAAUACAAAAUCUUCAGAUGAUGAAGCACAGUUUGAAGAAGCCUUAAAAGACUUCAUGCAGAUGAGAGUCCUUGAUACUGUGUAUGAAGAGGAGGACGAAAAGAGCUGGGCUUCACCGGACUCAAUACAAGAACCUGAGCCUGUGCCUGCUCAUGAUCAUUCAAUUUCUGAAGAUCAGUCUAAUACAGAGAAAUCUACUUCAUUCAAACAGUUGCUUCAAUCUUCACCAAACCUGGAUCAAACAAGGCACUUUCAGAAGAUUGACAAAGCAACACCUGUCGAAAAUGCCUUCCGGUUCAUAAAAAGUUCAUCAAAAUCAGUUUUCUCUCCUGCAAUCGAAUACGACAGACAGACCCUUGUCCGCCACGCUUUAGCUGAAAAAUAUGAUGAUAUGGAAGGCUUCUUCAGUUCCCCACAGCUUAUAGCUUCAUGUAUCUUCGCAGUCAUUCAAUCUGCUAAUGAAGUAUCUGCCAUUGUAAGUCCAUAUGGAGCUAUACUUGAUAUUUUUCGACACAGAGAAAAAUAUUCUGGAAAUGGGGAAGAUGUGGAACCAAUCCAUGUGACUUGGUGGUGGUUUAGGGCAAUUGGUGGGUUUGGUGCUGCAAUUGGUUUCUUAGUCUGUGGGAGGAGGCUGACUCAGUGUCUAGGUGGGAAGCUGACAUAUAUAAGUAACUCAAGAGGCUUAGCAGCACAAUUGUCCGCAGUGGCAACAAUGAUUUUGGUCCAUAAGAUUAAUCUUCCUGUUUCAAGUGUUCAUGCUUUUGUUGGAUCAUUAGUAGGAGUUGGGAUUGCAGAUGACCCUAGAAAUGUAAACUGGAAGCUCCUGUUCAAGUUCAUAUGCGGGUGGGCGCUUACCAUAGUGUUUUGUUCUGGGGUUGCUUAUGCCCUCUUCACAGUGUCUAUUCACUCCCCAGCCUAUGUGGUGCCCUGA
This is a messenger RNA of Prunus mume (Japanese apricot), 1824 nucleotides long. RefSeq names its product phosphate-repressible phosphate permease pho-4-like. Lineage: Eukaryota; Viridiplantae; Streptophyta; Magnoliopsida; Rosales; Rosaceae. Gene Ontology annotation, molecular function: phosphate transmembrane transporter activity. The record is from RefSeq and is a predicted model, not a curated record. Gene Ontology annotation, cellular component: membrane. Gene Ontology annotation, biological process: phosphate ion transmembrane transport.